Messenger RNA from Atta colombica, 883 nucleotides. RefSeq names its product probable pterin-4-alpha-carbinolamine dehydratase (gene Pcd). Gene Ontology annotation, biological process: tetrahydrobiopterin biosynthetic process. The record is from RefSeq and is a predicted model, not a curated record. Gene Ontology annotation, molecular function: 4-alpha-hydroxytetrahydrobiopterin dehydratase activity. NCBI's taxonomy places the organism in Eukaryota, Metazoa, Arthropoda, Insecta, Hymenoptera, Formicidae. The coding region runs from base 188 to 616 and encodes 142 amino acids. The transcript is spliced from 4 exons.
AUUAAGCUUGAUACGAUAGGAUCUCGAAUACUAAAUAAGAGGUUAUGUUAUAUUAGAAAUUAAUUCGUCUGCCCUAUCUCCCACCGAAAAAAACUAUUUAUCACGUCCAUUGCACAAUUGCAAUAUCGUGAUACGGCAAGAAAUCCAGUGUUUUAAAACUACAUAGAGAGCGAGUUUUCGACAUAACAUGAUAGUCGUAUUGACCAGGCGAGCGAGUGGAGGGGAUCACAUUCGAAAGUGCAUAUCGCGCAUUCUGGAUCGCAGAGAUUUAUCCGCCGUCUCGAAGAAAACCAAGAUGAGUAAACUAUCUCUGGAAGAAAGAGAGCAAAACUUGAGCUCAUUGCUAUCAAUGGGAUGGACUAUCCAAGAGAACAGGGAUGCAAUCUACAAGGAGUUUGUAUUCAAAAAUUUCAAUGAGGCCUUUGGAUUUAUGACAAGAGUAGCUUUACAGGCUGAAAAAAUGGACCAUCAUCCUGAAUGGUUCAAUGUUUACAAUAAAGUGAAUAUUACUUUGUCGUCUCACGAUGUGAAUGGAUUGUCGCAGAGGGAUAUAAAACUGGCAACCUUUAUAGACAAGGGCCAUUAUAAAUCAUCACAAAUAGACCGGCGAGAGUAGCGGCAGAGAGUAUAUUCAGCAUAAGAAACGCCAAUUUUGGAACCAAUGUACCCACCACAAUGGGUCGUGCGUAAUCAAGAAUGAUAGCUUCCAAUCCCCUGUGUAAUAAAAUUAUUCUUUCAAUAUUAUAUUUUCUAUAUAAUAAAGAUCUAUAAAAAAACAAAUUAGAAAAGGUAUGUUAAAUAUCAAAGAAUAUCAAUUACCAAUGUGUGUGUAUAACAACAGCAAUUGCCUGUACUACAUCAAUAAAUUUAUUUUCUAAGAUUA